UUUUCAAGUAAAUUCAGGGAAACACAUUUACUUGAAUAGUACAACCUUGAGUCUUAUUUUACACUAAGACGAUACAAAAGAUGUUAAAGUUAUCACCAAGCUGCCGGACAAAUAUAUAUUCCAACACCAAGGUGCAGAUCAGCAUAGAUCUGUGAUUCAGAAAUCAGGAUUUGUCUUGGAAAGAGCUCAAGGGUUGAGAAGAACUCAAGAGCAAGUGAAGAUAACUCUGGGAACUACAGUUUAUCGGAAGAUCAACUUUCAUUAAUUCAAAUACCAAAGGCCUGAUUAUCCUAAAUUCAUAUAGGAAUGCAUAGGUCAUCUGGUCAAAUAAUAAUAGCCGUCUCCUGCUACAUCAAUACAGCAAAAACUCUUAACAACUGUGGAUAAUUGGAAAUCCGAGUUUCAGCUUUCUUAGAACUAACUACUCUUGACAUAUUCCGAAAUAUUUAAAAUAGGGCAGGAAAAUCAGUGAGGAUGUUGUGUUCAGAAAUGUCACUGUCAUGAAGAAUAGGUGAAUUUGUUUUUUCAGCUACUGGAAAAGUGUACCUCCUAGGAACUUAGAUUCUUUUUUUUUUAAGAGGACAAGAAGGACUAAAAAUAUCAACUUUUUGCUUUUGGACAAAAAUGCCUCUGACUGUACUUUUACUUAGGGGUAUUGUGGGUUUCCUCUGGAGCUGCUGGGGUCUAGUGGGUUAUGCACAAGGAGGUUUGGGAGACAAUCAUGUUCACUCCAGUUUUAUUUAUAGAAGACUACGGAACCACGAAAGACGGGAAAUACAGAGGGAAAUUCUCUCUAUCUUGGGGUUGCCUCACAGACCCAGACCAUUUUCACCUGGAAAACAAGCUUCCUCUGCACCUCUCUUUAUGCUGGACCUAUACAAUGCUAUGGCCAAUGAAGAAACUCCCGACGAGUCGGAAUAUUCAGUGAGGGCGUCCCUGGCAGGAGAGACGAGAGGAGGAAGAAAGGGAUACCCAGCCUCUCCCAAUGGGUAUCCUCGUGGCAUACAGUUAUCUCGAACGGCUCCCCUGACCACCCAGAGCCCUCCUCUAGCCAGCCUACAUGAUACCAACUUUCUGAAUGAUGCUGACAUGGUCAUGAGCUUUGUCAAUUUAGUUGAAAGAGACAAGGAUUUUUCUCACCAGCGAAGGCAUUACAAAGAAUUCCGGUUUGACCUUACUCAAAUUCCUCAUGGAGAAGCAGUGACAGCAGCUGAAUUCCGGAUAUACAAGGACCGGAGCAACAAUCGAUUUGAAAAUGAAACAAUUAAGAUUAGUAUAUAUCAGAUCAUCAAGGAAUAUACAAAUAGGGAUGCAGAUCUGUUCCUCUUAGACACGAGAAAGGCCCACGCUUUAGAUGUGGGUUGGCUUGUCUUUGAUAUCACUGUGACCAGCAAUCAUUGGGUGAUUAAUCCACAGAACAAUUUGGGCUUACAGCUCUGUGCAGAAACAGGAGAUGGACGAAGUAUCAAUGUAAAAUCUGCUGGUGUGGUGGGAAGACAUGGGCCUCAGUCAAAACAGCCGUUCAUGGUGGCCUUCUUCAAGGCAAGUGAGGUCCUUCUUCGAUCUGUGAGAGCAGCCAACAAGCGAAAAAAUCAAAACCGCAAUAAAUCCAGCUCUCAUCAGGACUCCUCCAGGAUGUCCAGUGUUGGAGAUUAUAAUACAAGUGAACAGAAACAAGCCUGCAAGAAGCAUGAGCUCUAUGUGAGUUUCCGGGAUCUGGGAUGGCAGGACUGGAUUAUAGCACCGGAAGGAUAUGCUGCAUUUUAUUGUGAUGGAGAAUGUUCUUUUCCACUCAAUGCCCAUAUGAAUGCCACCAACCAUGCCAUAGUUCAAACUCUGGUGCAUCUGAUGUUUCCCGACCACGUACCAAAGCCUUGUUGUGCUCCAACCAAAUUAAACGCCAUCUCUGUGCUGUACUUUGACGACAGUUCCAAUGUCAUUUUGAAAAAAUACAGAAAUAUGGUAGUGCGCUCGUGUGGUUGCCACUGAUUUUAAAUAAUAAUGGUAAUCAGAAAAAGAUCUCUAUUAAGGGCUAUGACUACAAUAAAAGGUAUACUUUCAGACAAAAGGGGAAUUUCGUAAUAUUAGUCUGGCUCAUUUCAUCUCUCUACUUUUGUACAAUAUCAUGUAUAUAGUCACUUUUAUUUAUUUAAAGGUAUAUAUUCUCCUUUGAGGUUACCUUAUCAAUAAAAUCUAUUUUAGAGGUCAUUACAUUAUACAGUAGAUUGCCCGGUCUAACUUUUAACGGGAUACGCUAAGUCCAAUUCAAUUCCAUUUCAACAUUUUUUCUGAUACAAUUUUUAUAAAAUUUUCUGAAAUUAGAACUCCUUUGACUGUUAAAUAUUGUUGAAGGAAAUUGAAUGUAUUUGGUUAUGUUGUGCCAAUGAAAACUAUGAUAGGAUAUUUAUUUAGAAAUAAAACUGAAAAAAAUAACAACCCAAACAAAAAUGCUUUGAUAAACAUAAUUUUCUU
This is a messenger RNA of Diceros bicornis minor, 2472 nucleotides long. RefSeq names its product bone morphogenetic protein 5 (gene BMP5). Gene Ontology annotation, cellular component: extracellular region. The record is from RefSeq and is a predicted model, not a curated record. NCBI's taxonomy places the organism in Eukaryota, Metazoa, Chordata, Mammalia, Perissodactyla, Rhinocerotidae. The transcript is spliced from 7 exons. Gene Ontology annotation, molecular function: growth factor activity; cytokine activity. Bases 625 to 1989 code for a protein of 454 amino acids. Gene Ontology annotation, biological process: SMAD protein signal transduction.